Messenger RNA from Heterocephalus glaber (naked mole-rat), 4903 nucleotides. It is a transcript of the gene Nol6, whose product is annotated as nucleolar protein 6. Gene Ontology annotation, biological process: rRNA processing; tRNA export from nucleus. The record is from RefSeq and is a predicted model, not a curated record. NCBI's taxonomy places the organism in Eukaryota, Metazoa, Chordata, Mammalia, Rodentia, Bathyergidae. Gene Ontology annotation, cellular component: small-subunit processome; UTP-C complex; CURI complex.
GUAAAUACAUUAGGCGCGGUACAGGAGGAAAAGGGGAGGAAUUACUAGUGUAAAUAAAGAAACCCCCACCAGAGGGCCUAAAUGAGCUCCGCCCUUCAGGUUUGGUCCUCAAAUAGAGGAAGUGAGGAAAAAGAAGUGUUGGUCUAGCUACCGGCAGGCUUCCGGUAUAGUGUCGCAAAGAGGGCGUAAAUCAGAGAACCUCGUGUAGCCCCUCCCACAAUGGGCGGCCCUAGAGAAAACUGACCAAUGGUGAGGGGCAGAACGGACAGUUACCCAAUGGCUCUGGAAUGGGUGGAAUUCUGCGGAACUCCGCUUCCCUAGUUCAGGCCCGGAGUUCUGCGUUUCUGCGCACGUGGUGAUCUACGUGGCGUAGACUCGGCUUGAAUGUGAAGUUCAGUAGAGCGACCUGAGGUAAUGGGGCCAGCCCCCGCCGGAGAACACCUGCGCAGAACGGCUGGGGAGCCAGAGGUGAUGGAACCAGCCCUGGAAGGCGCAGUCCAGGAGGGGAGGAAGAUGUCUAAAAGAAAGCGCUCAGUGCCUGGGUCCCCAGCAGAGAGCCUCCUGCAGCCCGUGAAGCUCAGCCGGGAAGAACUGUACAAGGAGCCUACCAAUGAAGAGCUGAAUCGCCUUCGGGAAACUGAGAUCCUGUUCCACUCCAGCUUGCUUCGUUUACAAGUAGAGGAGCUACUAAAGGAAAUAAGGCUGUCAGAGAAGAAGAAGGAUCGGAUUGGUGUCUUUCUGCGGGAGGUCAACCAGUGUAUCAAGAAGGUGCCUUCGAUCCCUGAGACAGAGCUAAUUGACCAGGCAUGGCUCCCAGCUGGAGUUCGAGUCCCCCUCCACCAAGUGCCCUAUACUGUGAAGGGCUCUUUCUGCUUCUUACCUCCAGCCCAGGUCACUGUUGUGGGCAGCUACCUUCUGGGCACCUGUAUCCGGCCCAACAUCAAUGUGGAUAUGGCACUCACUAUGCCCAUGGAAAUCCUACAGGACAAGGACCUGCUGAACCAGCGUUAUUUCCGAAAGCGUGCUCUUUACCUGGCCCACUUGGCUCACCACCUGGCCCGAGACCCCCUGUUUGGCAGUGUUCACUUCUCCUACACCAAUGGCUGCCACCUGAAACCAUUGCUGCUGCUUCGGCCACGUGGAAAGGAUGAGCACUUGGUCACUGUACGCCUAUAUCCGUGCCCUCCGCCUAACUUUUUCCGUCCAUGUCGCUUGCUGCCAACUAAGAACAAUGUGCGCUCCACCUGGUACCAAGGACAGAGUCAUCUAGGGGAUGGUAAACCAGAGCCCCCUACCCCCCACUAUAACACAUGGGUCCUGCAGGAUACAGCUCUUGAGUCUCAUAUGCAGCUGCUUUCAACUGUGCUGAGCUCUGCCCAGGGGCUGAAGGACGGUGUGACACUUCUGAAGGUCUGGCUGCGGCAGCGGGAGCUGGACAAGGGCCUGGGUGGGUUUAAUGGGUUCCUUAUCUCCAUGCUGGUUGCCUUCCUCGUGUCCACACGCAAGAUCCACACUACCAUGAGUGGCUACCAGGUCCUGAGAAGUGUCUUGCAGUUUCUGGUCACCACAGAUCUGACAGUUAAUGGAAUCAGUUUAUGUCUCAGCUCAGAUCCCUCCUUGCCGGCCCUGGCUGACUUCCACCAAGCCUUCCCCGUUGUCUUCCUGGACUCUUCAGGCCUUCUCAACCUCUGCGCUGAUGUCACUGCCUCCACUUACCACCAGGUGCAGCAUGAGGCGAGGCUAUCUAUGGUGUUGCUGGACAGCAAAGCUGACGACGGAUUCCAGCUGCUAUUGAUGACUCCCAAACCUAUGGUCCGGUCUUUUGACCACAUCCUGCAUCUCCAUCCACUGAGUCGCCUGCAGGCAGCGUGUCACCGGCUAAAGCUCUGUCCAGAACUGCAGGACAGUGGUGGAGACUAUGUCUCAGCUGUUUUGGGCCCACUAACCACCCUCCUGAAGCAGGGUCUGGGAAGCCGACUGCAGCUGCUGGCUCACUCUCGGCCCUCAGUCCCAGAGUGGAACAUUAGCCAAGAUCCACCAAAACACAAAGACUGUGGGACCCUGACCUUGGGAUUGCUCCUCCAGCCUGAGGGACUGACCAGUGUCCUCGAGCUGGGUCCAGAGGCUGACCAGCCUGAGGCUGCUGACUUCCGCCAGUUUUGGGGACCCCGCUCAGAGCUUCGACGCUUCCAGGAUGGAGCCAUUCGGGAAGCUGUGGUCUGGGAGGCAGCCUCUCUAUACCAGAAGCGUCUUAUCCCCCAUCAGGUGGUCACCCACCUCUUGGCACUCCAUGCUGACAUCCCAGAUACCUGUGUCCACUAUGUGGGGGGCUUCCUGGAUGCACUGAUCCAAGGCCCAAAAGAGACUUCUAGCACAGGAGAGGAGGCCCUCACAGAGGCAGUGCGUUGCUAUGACGACCUUAGCCGUCUGCUGUGGGGCCUGGAGGGUCUCCCUCUGACUGUGUCUGCUGUUCAGGGAGCCCACCCAGUGCUGCGCUACACAGAGGUAUUCCCACCAACCCCAGCCCGACCCGCCUACUCCUUUCAUGAACACCUCCGAGAGCGGGCCUCGCUAUUGCCCCGGCCUGAUAAGCCCUGCCCAGCAUAUGUGGAGCCCAUGACUGUGGUCUGUCACCUGGAGGGCAGCGGUCAGUGGCCUCAGGAUGCUGAGGCUGUGCGGCGGGUCAGAGCUGCCUUCCAGCUGCGCCUGGCAGAGCUGCUGACACAGCAACAUGGACUGCAGUGCCGUGCCACCGCCACACACACUGAUGUCCUCAAGGAUGGGUUUGUGUUCCGGAUCCGCGUGGCCUAUCAGCGGGAGCCACAGAUCUUGAGGGAGGUGCACAGCCCCGAGGGGAUGAUCUCUCUCAGGGACACACCUGCCUCCCUCUGCCUUGAAAGAGACACAAAGCAGUUGCCCCUGCUCACCAGUGUUCUGCAUGGACUUCAACAGCAGCACCCAGCCUUCUCCGGUGUAGCUCGGCUGGCCAAGCGGUGGGUGCGUGCCCAGCUUCUGGGUGAGGGAGUCAAUGAUGAGAGCCUGGAUCUGGUGACUGCUGCCCUUUUCCUGCACCCUGAGCCCUUCACCCCUCCCAGCUCCCCCCAGGUUGGCUUCCUUCGAUUCCUUUCCCUGCUAUCAACCUUUGAUUGGAAGAACAAUCCCCUCAUUAUCAACCUUAAUAGUGAGCUCAAGGCGGAGGAGCAGGUGGAGAUCCGCAGUGGUUUCCUGGCAGCUCGGACACGACUCCCUGUUAUGGUCCUCAUUACUCCUCAGGACCACAAAGGCUCUGUGUGGACGCAGGAUGGACCUUCAGCCCAGAUCCUUCAGCGGCUUGUGAUUCUAGCAGCUGAGGCUCUGCCUAUUCUGGAGAAGCAGCUGAUGGAUCCCCGGGGACCUGGGGACAUCAGGACAGUGUUCCGGCCACCCUUGGACAUAUAUGAUGUGCUGAUCCGCCUGUCUCCCCGCCACAUUCCUCGGCACCGCCAGGCUGUGGACUGUCCAGCUGCCUCCUUCUGCCGUGGCCUGCUCAGGGAGCCACAGCCCUCAUCGCUGAUGCCAGUGCUGGGUUAUGAUCCUCCUCAGCUUUAUCUGGCACAGCUCAGGGAGGCCUUUGGGGAUCUGGCCCUUUUCUUCUAUGACCAGCAUGGUGGAGAGGUGAUUGGUGUACUCUGGAAGCCCACCAGCUUCCAGCCCCAGCCCUUCAAGGCUUCUAGCACCAAGGGCCGCAUGGUGGUGUCUCAAGGUGAGGAGCUGGUGAUGGUGCCCAAUGUAGAAGCAAUCUUGGAGGACUUUGCUGUGUUGGGUGAAGGCCUGGUGCAGGCUGUGGAGGCCCGAAGUGAAAGGUGGACUGUGUGAUCCCAGCUUUGGAGCAAGCAGUUGGUGAACCUCAGGAGCAAGAUGUCAUUGCAUAUGGACCCUCCGUAAACGGCCUGAUGGCCUGAACACACCAAAUCAUCCUCAAAGAAAGUCCUGACCCUAUUUUCUGUCUAUUGCUUCGGCACUGAGGCAGGACCAUGGUGUCUUGUAGUUCCCUGGGCCUGAUCACCUGAACAGCAAGAAGAGGACUAGGAGCUAACUCAGAGGGAACUGAAUCUAGGAGACUAUCACCUGUCAGCACUGGGCCUGGACCUUUACUUUUUUCCCCCCUCUUAGCCUUCUCCCAGAAGCAGUUGGAGAAGAGGCUGUGUGCCUGGGUUGGAGGCUCUGUCCCCAUCCCGGCAGGACAUAUGCCCAGAUCUCAUUGUGCCCUUCACUGUAGUAUCAGGCCUUCAGAUGGGUCCCAAAGGUGUGGUGCUUCCUCAGAGUCAUAGCACCAGCACUGAGCAGUGGAAACAGGGCUACGUGUACAUAAAUAGACCACAUUGAAAGCACACAAUGCCGUCCUAUGUUGGUGCUACUGCUUCCUGGAGUGGAGAAAGUGGAAAAGGGCAGAACAGGAAGGAGCUGGGUGGGUUAAAGGGUCAGGUGGUCCCCCAGUCCAGGACAGAUAUAGAAGCCAUUGGUGCUACCCCCUAGCCUGUCCGUGUCCGAGUUCCACCAGCUCUGUACAGCUGCCCAUUCGUGUCAGACUGGCCCUGCUAUGUACUUGCAGUGGAGUUGCAGAGAUGAGUACCCAAGUCCUGCUCCCCUGGGGCCCCAGGGGAGGGGGAAUAUGGCCUCUUUCAGUGUAGUUCACACCCCUUUUCUGGCAGCUGCUCCCUGCUCCUGUUUCCUGUAAUCAUGGCAGUUUUUCCAGACUCAGCUCAAAUAGUGCCCCUCCUAAGCCGUGCCUUCGCCCCUAGCCUGAGGUGCCCUUUCCCUGCUGAGGUGAAAGCAGUUAUUCCCUGUUGAGUGCAGCCAUGCACAGCAGUGUGAACCCUUUUCUUGAACCCUCAUUUAAAAUUAAAAUCCUUAAUUUUGUCCA